AUGGCGGCGGCCUCAGCAGCCAGGACCUGUGCCACAGUUGCCGCGCAUCAGUUUUUCUGCCACUUUUGCAAGGGCGAGGUCAACCCCAAACUACCGGAAUAUGUUUGUCCCAGAUGUGAAUCAGGCUUUAUUGAAGAAGUGACAGAUGAUUCCAGUUUUUUAGGUGGUGGUGGCAACCAGAUGGACAAAAGCACAUCAACACAUUUCACAGAGUUCUGGCGCAAUUUGGACCACACGAUGAUUAUACAAGAUUUUAGACCAUUUCUAAGUAGCAAUGCACUGGACCAAGAUAAUAGAGCCAAUGAGAGGUGUCACCAAACUCACACUGACUUCUGGGGACCAAGUCGACCUCCUCGGCGAUACAGAUCGCAAGGAAGCACUCGUCCCGACAGAUCCCCAGCAAUUGAAGGAAUAAUACAACAGAUCUUUGCAGGGUUCUUUGCAAAUUCUGCAGUUCCUGGUGGAUCCCCUUUUACCUGGAGCGGGAUGCUGCACUCCAACCCUGGGGACUAUGCCUGGAGUCAAACAGGGCUUGAUGCCAUUGUCACCCAGCUUUUAGGACAGCUGGAAAACACGGGGCCUCCCCCAGCUGACAAGGAAAAGAUCACAUUUCUUCCAACAGUGGCAGUAACUCAGGAACAAGUUGAUAUGGGUUUAGAGUGUCCAGUAUGCAAAGAAGAUUACACAGCUGAAGAGGAAGUCCAGCAGUUACCCUGCAACCACUUCUUUCACAGCAGUUGUAUUGUGCUGUGGUUGGAACUGCACGAUACAUGUACUAUAUGUAGGAAGAGCUUAAAUGGUGAGGACUCUACUUGGCAAAUCCAGAACUCUGAGGCCUCUGCAAGCAACAGAUUUAGCAGUGACAACCAGCUACAUGACCAAUGGACUUUCUGAAUCUAA
Molecule: messenger RNA, 900 nt
Organism: Eptesicus fuscus (big brown bat)
Lineage: Eukaryota; Metazoa; Chordata; Mammalia; Chiroptera; Vespertilionidae
Product: E3 ubiquitin-protein ligase RNF115-like
Biological process (GO): protein ubiquitination
Cellular component (GO): cytoplasm
Molecular function (GO): ubiquitin protein ligase activity
Source: RefSeq, a predicted model, not a curated record